This is a messenger RNA of Paramuricea clavata, 692 nucleotides long. Lineage: Eukaryota; Metazoa; Cnidaria; Anthozoa; Malacalcyonacea; Plexauridae. The record is from the annotation of a GenBank genome assembly.
GUUCUUCGCCCUGAGGACAAGGUUGCUCACUAUGAUGGCAAGGUUCUUCACACUGAGGACAAGGUUCUUCACUUUGAGGACAAGGUUUUUCACUCUGAGGACAAGGUUCUUCACUCUCAGGACAAGGUUCUUCACUCUGUAGACAAGGUUCUUCACUCUGAGGACAAGGUUCUUCACUCUGAGGACUAGGUUCUUCACUCUGAGGAGAAGGUUCUUCACUCUGAGGACAAGGUUCUUCACUCUGAUGACAAGGGUCCUCACUUUAAGGACAAGGUUCCUGUCACUGAGGACAAAUUUGCUGAAACUGAGAACAAAGUUCCUCAGUCGGAGGACAAGGUUCUUCACUCUGAGGACAAGGUUCUUCACUCUGCGGACAAGGUUCCUCAGCCUGAGGACAAGUUUCUUCGCUCUGAGGACAAGGUUCUUCACUCUGAUGACAAGGUUCCUCACACUGAGGACAAGGGUCUUCACUCUGAAGACAAGAUUCUUCACUCUAAGGACAAGGUUCUUCACUCUGAGGACAAGGUUCUUCACACGGAGGACAAGGUUCCUCACUUUGAGGACAAGAUUUUCACUCUGAGGACAAGGUUCUUUACUCUGAUGACAAGGUUCCUCACACUGAGGACAAUGUUCCUCACCUUGAGGACAAGGUUCUUCACUCUGAGGAUAAUGUUCUUCACUCUGACGCAUAA